This is a messenger RNA of Diachasmimorpha longicaudata, 1737 nucleotides long. RefSeq names its product transcription initiation factor TFIID subunit 7 (gene Taf7). Gene Ontology annotation, biological process: RNA polymerase II preinitiation complex assembly; transcription initiation at RNA polymerase II promoter. The record is from RefSeq and is a predicted model, not a curated record. Gene Ontology annotation, molecular function: RNA polymerase II general transcription initiation factor activity. NCBI's taxonomy places the organism in Eukaryota, Metazoa, Arthropoda, Insecta, Hymenoptera, Braconidae. The transcript has 7 exons. Gene Ontology annotation, cellular component: transcription factor TFIID complex. The coding region runs from base 247 to 1446 and encodes 399 amino acids.
GUCCCUUAGGUUUACAGCGGAAUGAGCCAGAGGAGUAGACCACGGGUCGAGUUGGCUAUUUAUUUGUAAACAAAACAUAACCUGUGGCGAUUUUUUUGGUCGAAGAAAGUUGGAAAGUUCGUUGGGAACGUGAGGGAGAGUGAAUUUUCCUCGACUGCUCGGAGAUUUUUCAUUGUCUGGAGUCACAAAGGGCAUUUAGACGAGUUGAUUGGGAUUUUGGGGUGUGACGGUUAAUUGUUAAUCACGAUGUAUCGACAUGCUAACGCGUUGGACGUUGCUAGGAGUCGGGGAGAACAGGUCGAGCUGGAGAGUCAAUUCAUCAUGCGACUACCAGUGGAACCAUCCAAAGUACUCAGAGAAGUACUCCAGGCUGGAGGACCUCUCAAGGAGAGACUGACAAUAAAACUUGAGAAUGAUAUGAGAUAUGGAGAAGUUAGGAUGGACCAUUGGCUCUUGCAUACGAAGGUUGUGGAUCUCCCCACAGUCGUCGAGUCCCUGAAAACCAUCGACAACAAGAGUUUCUACAAGACAGCUGACAUUUGUCAGAUGCUGAUCUGUAAAGAAGAGGAUGACCAGAUAACGGACGAUGAGUCCCCCGUUCGUCAGAAGAAGAAAGACCCAAAUAAGGUGGAUAGAAAAUUUCUCUGGCCGCAUGGUGUUACACCACCAGUAAAAAAUGUUCGGCGUAGACGUUUUCGAAAAACAUUGAAAAAAAAAUAUGUCGAAGCGCCGGAAAUUGAAAAGGAAGUCAAGAGACUUCUGAGGGUGGAUAAUGAUGCUGUGAGUGUCAAAUGGGAAGUGAUUUGUGAGGACGAAGACACCACUAAGCCAAAUAAAAUAUCAAAUUCUGGUACAGUUAAAGGGAAACGAGAUAACGCACAUGGAAAUUCUUCGCAGAGUGUUGAUGUUGCUGAACAUGACAUAUUCGGCGAGGCUGUCAGUGACAGUGAGGAUGACGACGAGGAAGCAAACAUCAAUGUCAUAGAGCUGGACGAAACCAGCAGAAUGUCAGCAGACAGCAGGGCCUCAGACUCAAAUUCCAUGCAAGUACGGUAUGGUGAACGUUCUGGACAAGACACCAGCAAUACAGAAUUAAUCACAGAGUUCAGCAAGGAUAUGUUUCCCUCUGACUCUCAGGAUGAUCAGGAAAGUCGAGGAACAACUCAGAAAAUCCCGAAAAUGGAGGACUUCCAUUCGGAGUAUAUAAUUCCUGAUAGUUACUCUGAAGGUGGCUCGAUGUCGAUGACUAAAGAUUCAGUGCAAUCUCGACUCGAACAACUGCACAGUGAGCUCCGAGAAUUACGUCAUCGUCGUGAACAACAAGAGGCAGAAAUUUCAAACAUUGAGAAUCUCAAGUUACGCCAAAGAUUCCAAGAAAUUCUUGAUAAUUUAUUGGCUCAAGAGGCACAGAAAAUGCAGGAGAUUCAAGAUUUAGAAAUGGAAUAAGUAGUACUGCUGUUAAACAACAUUUGUGUAUUUUUGACCCUGCAAUGAUAUCGGCCAUCUCUCUUAAAUGGAAACAGAGAACAAAAAGAAAAUAUUUAAAAAAAUGAUUCUUGGACAUUUUAUUUGCUGACUGCAAUCGGAUAUAUUUCAUAUGGAAUUACACACUUGUACAGAUCGUGUUCAGUGGUUUCUAAUGUUGCAGAUAGUUAAUGUCUUCGUUUAUUUGGUGUUGAUGUACACAUUCUCUUAUUGAAAACAUUAGAAAAAAUUAUAUAAAAUUGUUUAUUGUAA